Molecule: messenger RNA, 930 nt
Organism: Candida dubliniensis CD36
Lineage: Eukaryota; Fungi; Ascomycota; Pichiomycetes; Serinales; Debaryomycetaceae
Gene: CPR-C2
Product: aldo-keto reductase superfamily protein
Exons: 1
Coding region: 1-930 (309 amino acids)
Molecular function (GO): oxidoreductase activity, acting on NAD(P)H as acceptor
Source: RefSeq, a predicted model, not a curated record
AUGACUUCACAUACCCACCCUGUCAAAUUAAGCAGAACAUUCAAGACAAAAGCUGGUGACGAGCUUUCAAUUGGAACUGGUACUGGUACCAAAUGGAAAAAAGAUUCAAAAUUGGACGAAAUCAAUCAAGAAUUGGUUGAUCAAAUUUUGCUAGCCAUAAAAUUGGGGUACAGACACAUUGAUACUGCUGAAGUUUACAAUACUCAAGCAGAAGUUGGGGAGGCAAUUAAAAAAUCGGGUAUUCCAAGAGAACAACUUUGGAUCACCACCAAAUACAACCCAGGAUGGGGCGAUAUCAAAGCAAGUAGUGCCAGUCCACAAGAAUCAAUUGACAAGGCAUUGAAACAAUUAGGAACCGAUUAUAUUGAUUUAUACUUAAUUCAUCAACCUUUUUUCACUGAAGAAAACACUCAUGGAUAUUCUUUAAUUGAUACAUGGAAAAUUUUGAUUGAAGCCAAAAAGCAAGGGAAAAUAAGAGAAAUUGGGGUUUCAAAUUUUGCUAUUAAACACUUGGAGGCAUUGAAAAAGGUCUCUGAACCGGAAUAUUACCCAGUGGUCAAUCAAAUUGAAAGUCAUCCAUUUUUGCAGGAUCAAUCGAAGAACAUCACCAAGUACUCGCAAGAGAAUGGUAUUUUGGUGGAAGCAUUUUCCCCAUUGACCCCAGCAUCAAGACUCGAUGCCAACCCAUUGACUGAUUACUUGGAGGAAUUGGUGAAAAAGUAUAACAAGACCCCUGGCCAAUUAUUAUUGAGAUACACUUUACAAAGAGGUAUUUUACCAAUUACCACAUCGGCCAAAGAAAGCAGAAUCAAAGAGUCAUUAGACGUGUUUGAUUUUGAAUUGACCAAGGAGGAAUUUGACAAGAUAACCGAAAUUGGUAAUGCCAACCCUCAUCGUGUCUUUUUCCAUGAAGCAUUUAAAGAUUUAUAG